GAUAAGUAUUUAUCUUGUGCUCACCUUCAUAGAUAUAUAGAUUUAGAGAAGCAUUAUGGCAAAGAAUGAGAUGAAAAUUACUGGACUUAUGAUUAUGUUCAUGAUUGUGUUGGGAUUUUCACAAGCUAAUUACAAUCCUUCAUUUGUGAAAAUUGGCUCAAAUCGUGUGUAUGAUGGAGUCUAUUGUCAGGAUAAAUGUAGUUCAGCAUGCGCAAAAUUUCUACUACUUCCAGGUGGUGUCCUUGCAUAUGUAAUAUGUCUUUAUGCAUGUACUGCAAAAUGUCAUGACAAUCCCAUCGAUGUUGCCCAUGAUUGUAUCACUGGUUGUGCCUUGAAAAACUCCGUUGAUGCCAACAUCGUAGAUGCUCGUGGUCUUGUGGUGAAGGAUUCUUUUGUACAAGAGUGUCGUAAGAAUUAAUAUUUUGUUAAAAAAUGUUCAAGAACAUGAUUGUUAAGAGAAAUAAUACCUAUGCCUAAUUGUAAUAAAUAAAUCUUAAUUAAUGAGUAAUAUAUAUAUAUUUUUUC
Messenger RNA from Glycine soja, 525 nucleotides. RefSeq lists its product as uncharacterized. Lineage: Eukaryota; Viridiplantae; Streptophyta; Magnoliopsida; Fabales; Fabaceae. The coding region runs from base 56 to 418 and encodes 120 amino acids. The record is from RefSeq and is a predicted model, not a curated record. The transcript is spliced from 2 exons.